CACCACGAAAAAAGCCCUAGUCCCACAACGAAACAUCAAAUUGAGCGGUGCUAUCUUCAAUCAUCAAGUCGACAACCUUCACGACCCGACUCGAAGCCGCCCACCAUGUCGUCUGCCAAGGUCAAGACCGGUCAGCUCUGGGGAAAGAGCAAGGAUGACCUCACGAAGCAGCUCGAGGAGCUCAAGACUGAGCUGAACCAGAUCCGCGUCCAGAAGGUCUCUGGCGGUGCUGCUUCCAAGCUCACCAGAAUCCACGACCUCCGCAAGUCGAUCGCCCGUAUCCUGACCGUCAUCAACGCCAACCAGCGCGCUCAGCUGCGUCUGUUCUACAAGAACAAGAAGUACCUCCCUCUCGACCUCCGAGCCAAGAAGACCCGUGCCAUCCGCCGAAGACUCACCAAGCACGAGGCCUCCCUCGUCACUGAGAAGGAGAGGAAGCGCCAGAUCCACUUCCCCCAGCGGAAGUACGCCGUUAAGGCUUAAAUUGGGACGAAAAUGCAUGGGCUUUGAGGCGGUGUUUUUUCGAAACUUCCUACGCGGGUCGUCGUUGCUAGUGUGGAAACAGCAAUUGACUCGACUCCCUUCCCCGGGAUGUUCGAGAUCGAUUCUUCUUCAAAAACGGGGAAAGAGUGGAUUUUUCAUGUAUCUUAGAGAAGACAAAAGGAUGCACCAAAAAUCCGCACCAGCAAUGAAGGACUUGUUGACAUGACAUGACCAAAU
Messenger RNA from Paecilomyces variotii, 720 nucleotides. RefSeq names its product 60S ribosomal protein L35. Gene Ontology annotation, biological process: translation; maturation of LSU-rRNA from tricistronic rRNA transcript (SSU-rRNA, 5.8S rRNA, LSU-rRNA). Bases 106 to 483 code for a protein of 125 amino acids. The transcript has 4 exons. The record is from RefSeq and is a predicted model, not a curated record. Lineage: Eukaryota; Fungi; Ascomycota; Eurotiomycetes; Eurotiales; Thermoascaceae. Gene Ontology annotation, cellular component: cytosolic large ribosomal subunit; ribosome. Gene Ontology annotation, molecular function: structural constituent of ribosome; mRNA binding.